This is a messenger RNA of Nomia melanderi (Alkali bee), 2032 nucleotides long. RefSeq names its product ubiquitin conjugating enzyme 6 (gene Ubc6). The record is from RefSeq and is a predicted model, not a curated record. Lineage: Eukaryota; Metazoa; Arthropoda; Insecta; Hymenoptera; Halictidae.
CUACGCACGAUCGGAUCCUCUGACGGGAGGAGAAACAGAAUUAUGAGGGUUACACACGACUCAAUGAACGUCAUUGUAGCCCGUCUCGCGAAAAGUUAUUAUUAGGAACCCGCGAACAUUUACUGCGUUUCAUUUGUAUUACCAUCCAAGAGAUUUCGAUUACAAGAAGAUCCACCCACUGGAGUAUCGGGAGCACCUACAGACAAUAAUAUUAUGAUAUGGAAUGCAGUUAUAUUUGGACCACACGACACUCCAUUCGAAGAUGGUACCUUCAAACUUAUAAUAGAAUUUACAGAAGAAUAUCCAAAUAAACCACCUACAGUCAGAUUUGUUAGUAAGAUGUUUCAUCCCAACGUGUACGCCGAUGGAGGCAUUUGUCUUGACAUACUGCAAAACCGUUGGAGCCCUACCUAUGAUGUCUCUGCCAUCUUAACAUCCAUACAGUCCCUUUUGGAUGAACCAAAUCCAAACUCACCAGCCAAUUCUUUAGCAGCACAAUUAUAUCAAGAAAAUAAACGGGAAUAUGAGAAGAGAGUAGCUACUGUUGUUGAACAGUCUUGGUUGAAUUUCCAAGAAAGUCACACAGAAGACCCUCGCUGACAUUAAAUACAUAAAAAUGUAAAGCAUUGGAGUGAUGUGGAAUCACACUGUGAACUUAUGUGAUCUUUACCUAUAAGUAUAAAUAUGAUGUGUAUGGUUUUGCUCAUUACAAUUAGAUUUUAGGCAUCCAUAUAAAGUAACAUUAAAAGGAAAAUAUGCGUAUACAUACUUAAUUAUAAAAAGACCACUAUGAAAUAAGUUUAAGACAGAUCAAACACUGAGAUAUUAAUAGCUUACUUAUAUGUUCUACAAAGUAAUCUGUUGUGAAGUAGCUUGCCUUUUUUGUGCACAGAAAGUAAAAAUGUUAGUGUAUAAAUAAUAUAGUACAUACAGUAAAAAAUGAUAAUAAACUUUGUCAGAGGAAUUCUAUUGAAUAUUUGUCAUUACCUAAAAAAGUUGAAAUAAUAAUAUGUAAGUAAAAUAAGAUAACAGCAUGUACUUAGGGACUUGUUAAUAGCACAGGAUGGGAAGAUGUGAAGAAAAAUCAAAAUCUAUGACAUCAUAACAAGCAAUAAGAUUAAUGAAAACAUUAAAUUUAUUUCUUAAAAACAUGUUUCAUAAAAAAUUUUCUUACAACUGUGCAAAACUCAAAUUGCUUUUAUAAAACAAUUCAGUUUUAUAUACAGUUUAAGUUUAAAUUCGGCUACAAAAGAAUAGCUUGUCAAACACAGUAUAUAUUAUAUGUACGGAUUAGAAUUUGUAUUUUUAAAAAUACACUUUUCUAUAUACAAAAUAAAUUUUUUCAUUGAUAAAAGAGAAUGUACAUAAAAUGAAAUUAAAUAUUCGAGUGUUGCACAGAGAUUCAGUAACUUUCAUUUAUACACAUUAUGUAUGUUUUAUAUCAAAUACAUGAUAAUCACUUACAGUGAAUCUGUAACUAUAUUUUCUAUACAAUUAUACAUUUUACAAAUAAUACAAUAGAAUUCUACCAAUGUUACUUAACGCGUAUUGAUAUAGUAAUAAUUCUGUAAUAAAAUCAUAUGCAUUACAGUUGUACAGAUUUAAAAAAUUAUUAGUCUUAAAAUUAAUCUAUUUUAUUUAUGACAAUUUACACUACAAAAUAUUAUUUCUGUUCUUUAAUACUGCUAUUAUGUUUGAAAAUUUGAAUGUAUACAAUAGUCAAUUGCAAAAUCUAAUUCUUUUAAAACAUGUACAGGCUAAGGAAGUUCUUUAAACUCUCAACAAAAUUUAAAUGAAUUUUAAAAUAUGUGCAGCAGUAAUCAAAAGAUACUUGUUUCACUCUUAUUCGAUAAAUUCAGUCACGAUAUUUACAAUAGAGAGUAUUAUACAAAUAUAAUUUAUCUUCUACUGUGAAUAAUUAUUCGAUAGUUCACACACAUAUUUAUAUAUUAAAAUACUUAAGGAACCAAACAAGUUCAGCCAUUUUAUCAUAAGACUAUUAUUUCUUUCCUUAAUUACCGGAAGUUAAACA